Ectocarpus sp. CCAP 1310/34 is the source of this 1258-nucleotide messenger RNA. NCBI's taxonomy places the organism in Eukaryota, Phaeophyceae, Ectocarpales, Ectocarpaceae. The record is from the annotation of a GenBank genome assembly.
UAUCCUAUUUUUCGGCCCCGUCAGUACCACUUGGCUGACACGGUCUCCACAGGGGUUUCCCAGGGUGUGCACCCCGCCAGGGUCCCUGAGUGGCAGGGUACGUACAGGGUGUGGGAUCAGUACCCUCGCAGGGUACCCACCCUGCCAUUGGGUCAAGCCUGCAGCGUAGUCUUUCCACGGUGACCUUCACAGGGUGAAAUCUCCCCACCCUGGCAGGGUAGCCGAAUGGCUACGGGUGUAGUAUUGCCUACGUACGGGAGUUGUUCGUCGGUGCUUCUGUGGCGGAAGACACACGUGUCCCACACGGGGUUGUAGUUUUUUUUUUUUUGCCUUCUGACAAUUGCAGAUGUACCUCAGAAAAGAAUCACUUGAUGUCUCAUACUCUACAUGACAUGAAUAUUAAAUACGAAGUACAAAACAUAGAUAUGUAGGACUUAUUUCUACUGUCACUUACAUCGUAAAAAUAUCUCCUCUUCAAUUUGAAAUAAAACCAAAGACAAUCCUCAUGGUAUCCUACAUGCGUUCGUAAGCUUGCUAAAAUACUACUGCGUUGAUGUCCUCUUGUAAAAUAAGCUGAUAUCCAACACAUGCUUUGAUCCAUGCUACAUAUCCGUGUUGGAAAAGCCCUUUCUUCUCCGUUCAUGAUAACAUCUUACCCUAUUCUACGCAAAUCUGUCACAUCUACUCUCAAACAAGACGUCAACUUCAAACGAAAACGCGUUCUACGAUGCGUCUACCCUCUAUCCCCAUAUCAUUGGCGUUGAUCGAGGUCGAUCUUGUUCGCCUGUUUUCGGCGUCUUGACGCCCGCGCAAUGCGAGCUUGUACCUCUGCACUCGCCGAGAUAUGGCCACCUGUGUAACCACCGAAACGAUCUGAAGAAGUCGUUCCUUGAAGACUCCUUUCAGAGCCAUCGUUCCUCCGUCCCUUCCUCCCACGGCAUGCGUCGCAAGUUCAUCGAUGAACUCGUAACCCUCCUCUCCAAGGCGGCCAAAGCUUUCCACGGCUAAGGUGGUAAGUUUAAAGCUGCGUUCGUCAAAGGACACGUGUCCCGGACGAGCGUAGACUAUAGUGCUGACGCUUUCGCGCCUCGGAUGCUUGGGCUGCGGUUCCAUCGCUGGUCGCGCUGCCGUUCCGCAAGUGUACCUGUGCUUGUGGGUCUGCGUGUGUGACAUCGAGGAGUAUUCCUUUGUUGCGGUACCCCGGAGAAGAUGCGUUCGUGAGGGCUCCUGGCCUGAUGACGAUCUCCAUGCUCAGGUU